AUGAACCCUCUAAAGGAAGAGUACAGGCUCUCAUACGUUCCACUGCAGGAUGAACCCCAGAAUGCGACAAGGACAAAAGCGCGACCCUUAUCGUCAGCCGAGCAGGUGUUUCUACAGUCUCAGGCACAGCCAUUCUGGGCAUCAAGCUGGACCUUGGAAAUUCUGAGUUGUCUCACAUCGAUUGUGUUUUUCAUUGCUAUUAUUGUGGUUCUCUGGUAUUAUGACGGAAGGCCAAUGCCUGACUGGCCCUAUGGCAUUACUCUCAACGCGCUAGUAUCCGUUUUAAGCACGGUUAUGAAAGCUUCUAUGGCUUUCAUUGUGGCCGAGGGCUUGGCCCAGCUCAAAUGGUCGUGGUUUCGUGGUGGGAACAAGUUGAGUGAUCUACCUCUUCUUGACGCUGGAAGUCGUGGGGCUAUGGGAUCUCUUCUUGUUCUUUGCAGAACUAUGCCUCGGCACCUCAUCACGUUUGGAUGUUUGGUACUGGUUAUAUCCACUGCUACCGAUCCAUUUGUUCAGCAAGUCAUGUCUGUCAAAGAGCGACCGAUUCAUGCCCCGGGUCACUCUUCCGUACAAGUCUGCAACACCAGCACAUAUACGGAUUAUGGUGAAGGCGCCGGUCCUGGUAUGAACCAGGUACCACUUGCAUCACUUGGAGCCAUCUACUCUGGCAUCUUUCAAACAUCCAGUCCGAACAGAAAAAGUAUCAUGAUGGACUGUCCGACCGGAAACUGCACCUUUGCACCAUAUCAAUCCCUGGGAUUCUGUAGCCGUUGUGCGAACAUUACAGACUCCCUGACGCUCUCGAAGUCCGCGAUUAUCCCCAGUGAACCUACUUACAACUACAAAUUACCCAACGGACUCAUGUUCUCAACUUCUAUAAACGGGAUGUACUUGAUGAACUCAACAUCAUCACGAAACCUUAUCAAAUUAGACACGAAGGACAAAGCUUCGAUUCUCAACUUUACUGCAAUUAGUGCAUCGGGCUACGGGGUCCCACCUCAAGUAAGCGCAACUGAAUGUGCGCUUUUCUUCUGUGUCGACACAUACCACGCAACCGUGCAGGGCGGCACAUUCUCAGAAAACCGAACCGCCUUCUCCACCACAGCGAAUACUUCUUCGGUCCUCGAAAACUUCUCCCUAACGCCAGACACAUGUUAUACCAAUGGAACACGACUUGAAAAGCCAUACAACAGCACCGACGACUGCUCAUACAACGUCAACUGGCUUAGUCGCUUAGCAAUGUCGAACUCGAUCUCCCCACUUCUCCACGGCCACGGCUCGCUCUUUAUAAGCAAUAGACCAAGCUGGUCUUCCAAUGUCAUCCAAGCUCUGUACGGAGUCGAAGGCAAUUACACGGACAUUAACUCAGUCUUUCAAGCACUAGCUACUACGCUUACCAUCAAUGCGCGGUCCAAUGUCUGUAAAGAGAAAGUCAACGGAAUCCCGUGGACCACUCAGUCAUUCAUCCGCGUGAGCUGGAAAUGGAUGAUUCUCCCAGGGGCCUUGGUUGUUCUAAGUAUGACUUUCAUGAUCAUUACAAUCAUGCAUACAAGAAACCAAUAUAUCUGGAAAUCGUCGCCUCUGGCUCUUCUUUUCUCGGAGCUGUUGAUUGAUGAGCCACUUCCGCUACGAUCGGAUCCGACUCUGAAGGGCAUGGAGAACACGUCGAGGAAUAUGGAAGUCUGGCUGGAGACAACUCCGGAGGGAGUUAGAUUGAAAGCUGUGCCGACUUCGCGACGAUAA
Molecule: messenger RNA, 1743 nt
Organism: Penicillium pulvis
Lineage: Eukaryota; Fungi; Ascomycota; Eurotiomycetes; Eurotiales; Aspergillaceae
Product: DUF3176 domain-containing protein
Exons: 2
Coding region: 1-1743 (580 amino acids)
Source: RefSeq, a predicted model, not a curated record